AUGUGGAUUUGUGUGUCUGAUGACUUCAAUAUCUUCAAAAUCUUACAAAAAAUUCUGGAGUCUAUUACUAGUUCUAAAUGUCCAGAUUUCUCAAACACUGAUGUAUUAGUAAAGAUAGUGAAGAAGGAAUUGGACAACAAACUUUAUUUGCUGGUACUUGAUGAUUUGUGGAGUGAAGAUCCCAUGGAAUGGGAUAAACUUAAGACUGUUCUCGACGUCGGGGCUGUUGGUAGCAGAAUUAUGGUCACCACGCGUAGCCAAAAUGUUCCAUCUGUGGUACAGGGUACGAUUCCUCCUUACAGUCCAGAUGUAUUAUCAGAAGCUGAGUGUUUUGUGCUUACUGGAGAUCCAGCAACACACCCAAAUGGAAAGUGA
Molecule: messenger RNA, 375 nt
Organism: Papaver somniferum (opium poppy)
Lineage: Eukaryota; Viridiplantae; Streptophyta; Magnoliopsida; Ranunculales; Papaveraceae
Product: disease resistance protein RGA2-like
Exons: 1
Coding region: 1-375 (124 amino acids)
Biological process (GO): defense response to fungus
Molecular function (GO): ADP binding
Source: RefSeq, a predicted model, not a curated record